AUGGAUGAGGAUGAAAGCGUGAAGGAGUUUUGUGGAAAACUCAAUGCAUUGGCGAAUGAAGCUGCAGCUUUGGGAAAGCAGUACAAGGAUAGUAAACUGGUCAACAAAUUAAUCAUGAGCUUACCGGAGAAAUACAUAUCUCAAAUUGUUGCAUUCCAGAUGGUACACAACACUGACAAUGUAAGUUUCAAAGGAACCGUCAGUAUUUUUGCUGCUCAUGAAUUAGAGUUGAAUGUUAUUAUAAAAAAGUCAGUGCCACCUCGCAAAAAAGUAGUAGCCCUUCACGUUUCAGAAGAUGACUCGCUUCAUAUUACAGCUGAAGACGAUAUGUCACUUAUAGUGAAAAAAUUCAAUAAGUUUUUCAAGAAAAAAGCUUCAUAUCCCCAAAAGCAAGAAGCAAAAGAGACCAACAGAUGUUUAGAAUGUAAGGGAAAAGGACAUUGGAAGGCAAAUUGUCCUAGUGUUGCCAAAAGAGAAGCUGUCUUGAAGAGCCUUCAAGAGAUACAAAGCUAUGAAUGUCAGGGCUAUGGUCAUACGAAAAAAGAGUGUUUGGGAAAAUCCAAAGGAAAAGGAAAAGUCAUUAUCAAUCAUGAUAGCUCUGAGACAGAAUCUGAAGAAGAAAAAGAAGAAGAAGAGUUACCAAACUUAUGUGCAUUCAUUGGGAUCAUAGAUGAAGAAUCUGAUGAUGAAGAGGUAGAUGUGAAUGAACUCUAUAAUGAGACAAUGAAGAUCUACGAGAUUAACAUGAGACUGGUCAAGGAGAAGAAGGAAUUGGAGCUGCAACUAAAAGAAGCAAAGACCGAAAUAGUGCUAAAGGAAGAGGAGAUCACUCACUUGAAACGACAACUACAAGAAACAAAGAAGAAUGUACGAAUGCUUGGAAGUGGAACAGAGAAGUUGGACUAUCUGCUCGGCGUGGGCAGACAUGAUCCUAGACAUACAGGGCUUGGAUACGUGGGCGAACAAAGCAAGAACCAAGGUAAGUUUGUGUCAGGAGGAAUACUGGGCGAAGAAAUUUGGAUAAAGAAGGAUGCUCUUAACUGUAAUGUGGCAUUGAUCUCUGAGCAAAGUAACCAUGAUAACAUAUGGUACCUUGAUAAUGGUUGUUCAAGGCAUAUGACAGGGAAGAAGGAGUUGCUGUCAAAUUUUGUCAGUGAUAAGAAAGGAGAUGACGUGACAUUUGGGGAUGGAAAGAAGGGAAAGAUGGUAGGAAAAGGUUGUCUCGAUAUUGAAGGAAUGCUUAAUCUCGCUAAUGUGAAUGUUGUGCAUGGACUUAAGGCAAAUUUGAUUAGCAUUAGUCAACUUUGUGACAAUGGUAUGAAGGGAAACGAACAACAAACCACUGUUAUACCUGGACAGAAAAGAACAAAAAUCAACCAAAGUGCUUCAAAGUAUCCACCAUUGACAAGUCAGGGGCUGUUCACAGAAUGUCAGAGUUCACUCACGAAGAGAAAAUCGUACCCAAGUCAUGUCGACAAACUCGAGUUCAACACAGGAGGAUAA
Molecule: messenger RNA, 1503 nt
Organism: Tarenaya hassleriana
Lineage: Eukaryota; Viridiplantae; Streptophyta; Magnoliopsida; Brassicales; Cleomaceae
Exons: 3
Coding region: 1-1503 (500 amino acids)
Molecular function (GO): zinc ion binding; nucleic acid binding
Source: RefSeq, a predicted model, not a curated record